Molecule: messenger RNA, 333 nt
Organism: Ilex paraguariensis (yerba mate)
Lineage: Eukaryota; Viridiplantae; Streptophyta; Magnoliopsida; Aquifoliales; Aquifoliaceae
Source: the annotation of a GenBank genome assembly
AUGUCGGUAGUGAAACCUUCACAGCUACCAUCUUCCACCUCUGUAUGCACUAUGUAUGGUUCUUUCCUAACUCUCGCAAUCGUAACCAUAGUCUCUUACACAUCACUCUCUAUCACAUACCUCCAUUCCCCCGCUACCCAAUCUAGCUCGCCUCCUCAGACUUUCUUGCGUAUUAAUACUUCUCAGUUGGUUAGGGAGAAUAAUGUGGAGGAGGAGUUACAGGAUGUGCAUCAUUCGCCGGAGAUAUUUAGGCUGAUUUAUGCAAAGAUGGUGAGGAGAGUCAAAGUUUAUAUCUACCCAGAUGGUGAUCCAAAUAUGUUCUAUCAGACGUAG